Molecule: messenger RNA, 4128 nt
Organism: Lytechinus pictus (painted urchin)
Lineage: Eukaryota; Metazoa; Echinodermata; Echinoidea; Temnopleuroida; Toxopneustidae
Product: carbohydrate sulfotransferase 14-like
Exons: 5
Coding region: 407-1762 (451 amino acids)
Biological process (GO): carbohydrate biosynthetic process
Cellular component (GO): membrane
Molecular function (GO): sulfotransferase activity
Source: RefSeq, a predicted model, not a curated record
AGCCAAAUACAUCCACAGUUAUCACGCAGCAUACUGAGCACAUUAUGAGAAGCGGUAUUUUGGAACUUUUUGGAAGAUACCUUUGUCGUCAAGUUGAAUCAUAUUCUACACUUGGAUCAUUUAAACGAUUUUUUUAAAUUUGUUUAAUGAUAGAUGGUCCAACUUUUCCUCGAUCAAACGCUGUCAACUCGUCUUGGACACUUUCAAAUCAAGUGAAAGUUCUUUUGAAAUAACGGCGAAAGCCGAAGUUUAAAUCCAAUUUCGCCAGAGAUAACAUCAAAAGUCAGCGUCACAAACAAACGAUAUAAUUGAAUUAUGGAUUACUGACAAGAAGUUUGGAUGACAUAUACGCAAGGUAAAGUCCAGUUUUAACUUUAUAUAAUUGAACUGAGACAAGAUAUUCACAAUGCUUCUGUUGCGACGUCACUUCAAAGCAAUAACCAUCCUCCUCAUCACCCUCAUCAUCUGCCUAUCCGUUCUCCUCAUCAUUGACGGAAUCAAAGAUAAAGUAAAUGGCAGAGAAGUUCAAGGAUUUUCAUCGUCAAUCAGGAGGCUUCGACCUGUAGAUGUGUCUGGUGUUGUCAAGGAGGUCGCAUCCCGUAUCAACAUCGACAUCACCAACCGCAACAAUGUUUCAUUCAACGAGGACGCAGUCUCUGCCGUUGGUGAUGAGAGUGACAGUGAUGAGUGGUUAGAUGAUGAUGAUGGAAUCGUGCUCUACCCUGAUGAUAACGAAGAUGAGGAUGAUGUCAAGAAUGAUGCAUUUGAUGGUGAAGUCAUUGAUGAUCACAAUGAUGGAAACGAUGAGGAUACAGAGCAGAUCCCUCAGAUGAAUAAACUAGAGCAGUUAAACAUUGACCCCGCCCUGCUAAAAACCAAGGAUAAAAUGAUCGCCAGACAGGAUCACUUACACAAGUCAUGUGAUCGUCUCGGCCUGCACAUACGCGAUCUUGACGACCCGAAGGACAUGAGCGACAUCAUUGAUCACAAAGGGAACCUGGAUACACUCUUUUGGAAUGACAAGUACAAGUUUGUUACGUCUGUAAUUUUCAAGAGUGGAUCAGGUAACUGGAAGAAGUUCUUGAAAGAGCUUGCGGCCAGGCAAGGUAACACAAUCACAAACUUCCCAUCCCAGCUGCAGAAAGCAAAGUAUAAGCCGGAUAAACCGAUAUCCAUUCUGAAGAAAACACCCCUGGAAAUCAAAUACCGACUAAAACACUACCUGAAGAUUGUGACGGUAAGGCACCCGCUUAUACGCCUCCUCUCGGGGUAUCGCGAUAAAUUCAUCGAACACACGGAUAAAUUCCGCAAGGACAUCCCAAAGAUGAUUAUCGAUUCACGUAAAGGAGACGCACGCAGGAAUGGACCAAAGCACGUGACUUUUCCCGAGUUCGCCAACUUUCUGACGCGAAAUUCGCAGAACUUGAAAAGCGGUGAUCCACACUGGACGCCACAAUACAUCCGCAGCCGACCGUGUGAGCAAAAUUAUGACGUCAUCGUUAAACUAGAAACGUCAGACGAGGAUAUCGAUUUUGUGAAGCGUGUCGUUGGUAUCGAUGAUAAAAUGUUGUUCAAAGAGGAAUAUACAGACCGGCAUACGGUGAGCAAUACUGAAUCGGUUGUUAUAUCACAUUUUCAACAGUUGAGUGAAGAAACAUUCCAAAAAGUUUGUGAUUGUUACAGCUUGGAUUUUGAACUGUUUGGCUAUUAUCGGCCGAAAAGUGUGAAAGAUGUUGGUCAAAUAUUUGAAGACUUCUUUUGAUUCAUGCGAUUGACGAUACUGUCCAGUAUCCAUCAAUGGGGAGGUUUCAUGGAGUGAUUUGUCAGGAUUUUCACUGAUAACUGUUAAAAGCUACUGAAAUCCUUGUAUCUGAUUGGCUAAGAGUACAUUUAUAAGUGAAAAUUACUGAUAUGCUUGUGAAACCUUCCUGUGGAUAAUGAAAGACUUUAUAAACAGUGGGUUAACCCGUUGACUGCUGAUUUUUAGAAUUCCCAUAGGUUUGUCGAGGAGCCACAAAGUUCCAGUGAAAAAUGGGUUAAUCAUGAUAUGAGCGAUAGAUGGAGGCCAGACAAUGGCUAGUAAAGUUUAGUGUUGAUCUUAUCACACCCCUAACCCUGGAUUUAAAGAAAAAGAUAGGAACAAACACCAUCGGACAUGAUGGCUCAGUGGUAGAGCGCCUGCCAAGUAGGCCGUGGGUUCUAUCCCCGGCCAAGUCAUACCUGAGACUUUGAAAAUGGGACCUACUGCCUCCAUGCUAGGUGCUUUGCAUUUAGAUUGGAGAAGGGUAAUGAUAACAUAAUUACAUGUAAUGCAGGGCCCACUGGAAGAACAGCUUACAGUAGAAGAAGCUACAUGUGGUAAAGAAGAGUAAUAAUUAUUUUUGUUACAUUUACAUUGCAGAUUAAGAUUGACAUACUUUGGGUAUGAUUUGUAAAAAUAUGUUUUUUCUCUGAAGAAAAUUUGAUAGACUAUAAUUCGGUUACACUUCGUAAUUCCGAAGGUUCUUUAUUCCGAAGGUUUGUAAUUCCGAAACAUGCAAAUUGCCUAUAACUCGAUGUUCGUUAAUCCGAAAACGUAAAAGGGUUCGUUAAUCCGAACAUUUGUGGCGUUAUUCCGAAGGUUCGAUAAUCCGAAAACGAAAUAAGGUUCGAUGUUCCGAAGGUUCGUUAAUCCAAAAACGAAAUAAGGUUCGUUGUUCCGAAGGUUCGUUAAUCCGAAAACGAAAUAAGGUUCGUUGUUCCGAAGGUUCGUUAGUCCGAAAACGAAAUAAGGUUAGUUAAUCAUUCAGUUUUCGGACUAACGAAACUUCGGAAUUACGAACCUCAUUUCUUUUUCGGAUUAACGAACCUUCGGAAUUACGAACCUCACUUCGUUUUCGGACUAACGAACCUUCGGAAUUACGAACCUCAUUUCGUUUUCGGACUAACGAACCUUCGGAAAAACGAACCUUCGGAAUAACGAACCUUUGGAAUAUCCGAACCUUCGGAAUAACGAAGCUUCGGAAAUACGAAUGUAUGCGAUAUAAUUCAAAGGUAAAAUGCAGUGGACCACAUACUUUUAUGUAAACAAAAGAAAAGGGUUAAAUGUAGUAUUUUAUAUGUUGUUUAUUUACAAAAUAUUACAAAAUAUUUAUAACAUACAAAAUAUACAGUUUAAUGUCCAUUAAGGGCCCAGUCUUACAAAGAGUUAUGAUUGAUCAAAUCCACCUAAACUAUAUGGAAAUCCAACAAUGUCAUGUUUUUUCCUCCAGGAAAUUUGCACAAUGUCCUUUGAAAACAAACAUAAGCACACUGAAUUUUUAAGAAAAAACAGUGAAUGUAUGAAUGUAGGUCAUAUCUAGGAAAUAUGUUGAACUAGGAUGCAUUUUAGAUGUUUAGAUGUUGACGUUGGUGGCUUUCCAUAGUUUAGAUGUUUACGUUGGCGGCUUUCCAUAGUUUAGAUGUUGACGAUGGUGGCUUUCCAUAGUUUAGAUGUUUACGUUGGCGGCUUUCCAUAGUUUAGAUGUUGACGUUGGUGGCUUUCCAUAGUUUAGAUGUUGACGUUGGCGGCUUUCCAUAGUUUAGAUGUUGACGAUGGUGGCUUUCCAUAGUUUAGAUGUUUACGUUGGCGGCUUUCCAUAGUUUAGAUGUUGACGUUGGUGGCUUUCCAUAGUUUAGAUGUUGACGAUGGUGGCUUUCCAUAGUUUAGAUGUUGACGUUGGUGACUUUCCAUAGUUUAGAUGUUUACGUUGGUGACUUUCCAUAGUUUAGAUGUUUACGUUGGUGGCUUUCCAUAGUUUAGAUGUUGACGUUGGUGGCUUUCCAUAGUUUAGAUGUUGACGUUGGUGGCUUUCCAUAGUUUAGAUGUUGACGUUGGUGGCUUUCCAUAGUUUAGAUGUUGACGUUGGUGGCUUUCCAUAGUUUAGAUGUUGACGUUGGUGGCUUUCCAUAGUUUAGAUGUUGACGUUGGUGGCUUUCCAUAGUUGUGAUUGAUUGUAACUCUUUGUAAGACAUGGCCCAGUAUUAAUCAGACACAACUUUCCAAUUUUUAACCUGGCUUGACUUGUUCAAAUUCAUGUUAUGUAAUUGUUUUAUCAAACUAUCAAUAGUGGUGAAAUAAAAAAGAGGCAAUUUGAUGUCUUAUUUAGC